GAUUGGAAAAGUCAACAACCCAAUCAAUUAGCAAUUAUAUGUACAAACAACCCUCUAAAAAUCGUGGAAAUUUUCAACAAAUGCAGUAUUUGAAAAUAAUGUCUGAAGAAUAACAUGUCUUAAUCAGAGGUGGUUGCAUUGGAUUAUAACAGGACAAGGAAAAUUACGAAACAGAGAGCUUUCAAAAACAAGUAGAAGCGGAGGAAGAAGAAAAAGAACAAUGCAGUCCUGUUUCUGUUUUGGACCCUCCAUUCGAGGACGACGACAAACAUGUGGAUGAUGACGAAGAUGAUAAUGUCGACGAGAACAGUGGUUUUAAUCUCGAAUGCAGCUUUGCAAACAUACAAAGAGCAAAGCAGCAGCUACUGCAUAAACUUCGGAGAUUCGAGAAACUCGUCAAACUGGAUCCUAUCGAACUCGAGAAAAGAAUGUUAGAGCACGAUGAUGACGAAGAUGAUAACGAUGGAAUAUGGGACCUGGACGAAGAAGAGAAACUCAAGAACGAGUCGGUUUCUUCGGAUAGUGAAAUGAACAUAGAUGUCAUUAUCCAAGAAGUGCUUAAAUCAAGCUUCUGCAAUGCAGCACGUCUCCCAGACGGCAUGAAAAUGUUGGUAUCCGAUCUCGUUGCCAAGGAGGAGACCGACAUCGAUCGAGAAACGGUGGCUAAAAGGGUAUGCAAAAGGCUAGAAUCGUGGAAAGACGUGAAAUCAAACACCAUUGACAUGAUGGUGGAACAAGAUUUCAGAAGAUCGGAGCCUGAUGGUUGGAAAGGAAACCAAGAACAGAUUAAGGAAACUGCAUCACAACUGGAAUAUGCAAUCCUUGGAUUAUUAAUGGAAGAAUUAUCAGAAGAACUUGUUUGUUUAACUGGGAUUUGAUGGGGAUAUUUUUUGAACUAAAAAUGAAUUUUGUAUUCACUUU
This is a messenger RNA of Hibiscus syriacus, 921 nucleotides long. RefSeq lists its product as uncharacterized. The record is from RefSeq and is a predicted model, not a curated record. The transcript is spliced from 2 exons. Lineage: Eukaryota; Viridiplantae; Streptophyta; Magnoliopsida; Malvales; Malvaceae. The coding region runs from base 429 to 878 and encodes 149 amino acids.